Molecule: messenger RNA, 5518 nt
Organism: Chilo suppressalis (striped riceborer)
Lineage: Eukaryota; Metazoa; Arthropoda; Insecta; Lepidoptera; Crambidae
Source: the annotation of a GenBank genome assembly
UUUCUGUCUAAAUUUCUGUCAUUCUUUCAAAAUGUGUAAAAAAUUAUAGAAAAAUUAAAACACAUAAUAUUAUUAAGGUUGUUAAAAUCAUUUUGUGGAGAUAUAUUUCAAGUGAAACGUAUAAGCUCUCUCAUUAGGAGAGACAGGAAGUAAAAGAUUAUGGAUCAGACUCUUGAGGGUUACAAUGUACGCGGAUAUGACCCAUCAGUGGUUCGACAGACGUCAAUGGGAACGCUUAUUAUGUGGAAUAUUUCUAAAGUAGUGAAAAAGAAUCCUCUUCUAGACUUACAGUCUGCUAUUCGGGCUACUCAGGAGCGGCUUUGCAGCAACGCCAGAGGAUCAAAUGUAAACGUAUCUCAGGAACCCGAAGAUCAGUACCUUAUGUGUGCGAUCCUAGCUUGGCAACAGCUCGGCCAUAACGGAACCGACAGUCUAUAUUCAUUUAUUGAAUCUAAAAGAAAAGAUAUUGAGUUGGUUGACAAACCAAAACUAGAAGAUGAAGAAAAUGCUUUGGCAAAUAAAAUUAAUAAACGUCUCAGCCCAGGCAGUUUUAUCAGUUACAAUAGCCCUAGCAUCAGCAAUAAUGAUUCUACCUACCAUGACGCUGUAGGUCCUGUACUAAAAUUGCCAGUGGAAACUAAAAUUAUCAUGCGCAUGGAUACUUGCAAUCACUGUGCGCCUAAACCCAAGAAAAAACCAGAACAACCUUUAAUGGAUAAAAUUGAUGCGAUUUGUUGUAUGGACUCAGCGUGUUUAGAACGAUUGUCGAAGCUUGACAAGGAGACGGCAGAACUGCGCACACGAGCUCAACGGCUAGCACGCAGGGAAGCUCAGCGCGUAGAACUUCUUGAAAGAGCUGAGGCGGCUUGGAAAGACUUAGAAAUGGGCUAUCAGAGGCGACUCGCAAGUGCUGAAGAAAAGGAGGAAGAUAUGACUAAACAUAUCCAGAAAAUGAUACAAGAGCGUAAUGGCUUUAAAACUGCGUGCAUGACUUUAGCCAAACAAUUGAAAGGAAUGGGUGAUGCCGCAGAGAAAGAGCGGGAGCUUCUUACUAACCUUGAGAAGGAAAUUUGUGAUAGCGCUUGUGAGCGACUGAGACUCAGCGAAGAAGCUGCACGUGUCGACGCUCAACUUGCCGAGUUGCAGUGUAAGAGCGCACAGCUUGACAGGGAUCUUCAGUUUAAGGAGGAACAGGUCCGUGGUAGACUGCAAACCAUGGAGAAUGAAGUAGACUUUGCUCGUGCUUUGACCUAUGAGGCAGAGCGCACCAUACAUGCUGAACUCGGCGCUCUGCGGGAUCAGAUCACCACUGUAUCUACACGACUCCUUGAAGAAGACGAGCGUAAUGGUCUUAUAAAGGAAGAGCUGGAACAACUAAGACGAGAAAAAAUGGAAAUAAUAGAAGACCUGGAAGGGUGUCAGGCUCUGUGCAAUAAGGGUACGCAAAACAAGAUGGACGAGUUAAACAAGAAGAGAGAGCAGUUGCGCGAGCUCAAGGAAAAGGUUAUGGAGUGUCAGUGCAAGUUGCCGGUGGAUGCAGAAGUCGAAGUAAAGCGGACUCCGUCAUUGGUCGCAUUAUGCAAGUGUAUGCCGGAAGAAAAAUUCUCGGAAUCUUGUUCAUGUUCUUCGCUUCGUACCACUCUUUUAACAAACUUACUGUCGGAUCUAUUCGGAGGGUUGCAGUCUGAGCUCGGUGGAUGCUGUGCUCAGAUGCCGUGCCAGCUGCUGAAAUGUCUAGAGGAUAAACAUAACUGGGACAAAGCCAGCGUCAUAAAGACCAACCUCCAAAACUAUUUUUCAAAGCUUCUAGUUGGAGAGUUGGAUAUUGCGAUAGCCACCUCAAUAGAGAAAUACCACGCCAAGUGGGUAGGCGCAUCAUGUGCUGACACAUUGCGACAAGUAGCAAAUCGCUGCAGAGCUGACGUCGACAGCAAUCCCGACCGUGUGAUUGAGAAACGAGCCCAGAAGCUGGCUGAGAAACUUGGCGACCAGAUAUUGAAGGAGCGCGCAGAUCUGCUGACAGCCAAGGCUAAGGAGGUGAUGAAGGCGGGUCCACCGCCAUGCGAAUGCAGCAACCGUUCCGGUUCCGGGAACCCGACGGCUGUGUACCCAUGCUUUGUAAAGCAACCGACUAUCGGGGGUGCCCAAUCGAAUGCUAGCGGAACAUCAACACCGGCGUACUGGCGUCGUACGCACCACAAUGUCGCGCAGCUCAGGUCGCAAUUGGAAGAUCUCAAAAAGGUCUCUAUAAAAAAAGAAGACUUGAAAAUUAUGGAGGACAAGAUUGUUAAGAUGGUUCAGCGUUCCAUUCCAGAGCCCCAAACGGAGGAUAACUGUAUAAAAGAAGUUCAAAAGACAAGUUUAAUCAAGAAUCAUAAUAUUUCUAGAGCUUCAUAUACUGAUCAAGUUACCAAACGAUCACCAGCAACGAAACUCAAUUGUUUAAAGAAUAAACAGUCAGAUUUGAUGUAUCCAAAACAAGCAAAGAAAAAUAUGUUACUAGGUAUACAGUUGGGUAAGCCUGUUAAGCCUUUGAAAAAGCUAGGGCAAUCAUAUGCAGUAAAUUUAUGUCUGUGUGGGACCCAAAAAGAAACUAAAAGAAAUUUCAGACCCGAAUUUAAAGGCAUAGAUAAUAUGAAAGAUCAUGAAUCAGCAAAACCCUUCAAAGGCUUAGUGAUCAAUGACAUUCUUCCGCAAUCAUCAAACAUAAAGCAAGCAAAACCAAUAGUAAAGAACAUGCAAUCUGAAGCUGUAAAUAACGAGGAAAAAGUCAAAAUAGAUCAUUCAUACUGCCGCAGCGACAUUGCUUGCUUUCAUAAACUGCCAUCAAACACUUCUGUAGAUAACCUUCUUAAUACCUUAGCUAGGUGGAAAUGUGAUUUGUUUAAGAUAAAUAGCAAAACUGACAAUCACAAAGCAACAAUGAGUUCAAUUGAUGAAAAAUGUAUAUAUGAGGAGAUUAUCAACAAUGUUUCCAAAGAAAAAUCAAAACAAGAUAAUAGUACCAUGAUAAUUAAAAAUAUAUCGGUUAAAACUUUAGUUAACCAAUGCAAUCCAACAUAUCCGCAACAGUUAGUACAAAAGGUUUCUAGGGCCGUUGAUUUGCAGAGUGAUUUGCCAAUGAACACUAAUUCAGAAUAUAUAGGUGCUGUCAACCUAGAAAAGAGUAAUGAAAAUUUCUGCAAAUGUGUUAUUGAUACAGAAAACACACCAGAGUUUCCAUACGAAUGUACAAAAUUCGCAAAGUGUGACUGUGAAAAUGAGAAAUGUACUAAUAAGCUUUCAUCAAAAGAUUUUACAGAAAAUAUUAUUCUUCUGCCAGAAAACAAGCUACUAAGUUUAACCACGAAACCAAAAAUGCACAUGGAUGAAAUAAACUCAAAAUCUAAAAGUAACAAUGUAGACUUUAUAAACCCCAAAGAAAAUGUAAUUGAUGAGGAUUUGAAUCCUAUUUCAAACCCAUCAACACUCCUUACAGGUGAUUCUGAAUAUUGUAUAACCUUUUUGGGAGUUACAUUAACUAAUAAUAAAUCUAGAAAAGAUGUUGUUGGUAAAGAAAGUACCUGCUUUAAUAUUUAUCAUACGCCAGCUUUAAAGCAUGAUACCGCAGAUAAAAAACUACGCAAUGUAGAUAAACCAGUAACUAAUUUCUGUGAUGAAUUCCAUAAUAAGUUUGAUAAAGCUUUGAGCUCCCAACAAACUCAAAUGGGCUCUUGUGAAUGUAGUAUCAAAUAUGAGGAAUUGAAAAGUUUUGUUGAUAAUGCAUUAAGUAAACAACGUGGAGAUUAUUGCAAAAAUGAAGAUAAAGCUUUAGAUACGAAUAGUUUAAGAAACUCUAAACCAGAAAGUUGCAUAUGUUGUAAAAGAGAUGAAUCGAAGGAUUUAGAAGUCAACACUUUUCAUUUGUUAGAAGAGCAUCUGAGAGACAAGCUAGAUGAAUUUAAAAGUACCACAUGUGAAUCCGAAUGUAUAUCUUCUUCAGAUCAAGACAAGUUAUUUGCCACUAUUCUGCAACGCGUGAAACAAGUAAUUUCUGACAGUACCCUAAAUAUAGCUUGUAAAUGUGUUAGUGGAGGCCCGACUGGAGGAAGUUGGCAUAGGGCGUACGUAUUAUUACAAGAAUAUUUAAAAUUGAAAAUUAAGAAAGUGCAAUGCUUAUGUCAAACACCUGAAGAUAAUAAACAUAUUGAAGUUUUGGAAAGGGUUUGCAAUUUAAUAGAAAAUGAUUUUGAACGUUUAAAGGACAUAUGCAAAUGUAAAUCUAAUAGAAAAAGAUCACGAAAAAGUUCUAAGGAAAUGCCUCAAGUUGAAGUACCUGAAAAAGACACCAAUGGUGAUCUUUUUUAUCUUAAUAAAUGUUAUGAUAAGGGAACUUCAAAUAAAUCUAUGAUGCCAUAUCGAACCACUGAAUCGCAAGUAUCGUCUAAUUUAGGAAUGCAUACAAGAUCUUGUAUUACUAAUAAACAAAUUCUUGAAGAUCGUUAUACCAUUUCCUGCUCUGAUUCCAAUUUUCAAAAAUCCUCUGGUAGUAACAAAGAUAUGGAUGAGUCGCACAUUGAAUUUGAAAUUAAAGAAAAUGUCAAUGAUCCAUGUAAAAAGAAAUCUUACCAAACUCUAUAUCAUAGUCACUUUCCUGCAAACGCAUACAGACCAAUACAAACAGAAAGAUCCGAUAAGAAAGAAAAUUUGGAUUACAGUGUAUUUUUUUGUAACACACAUGUACCAUAUAUUGGUUAUACUGUAGAUUGUUCGUGUAAUAGAACUUUUGGUCCAUGUUCUUGUUCAAAGGCAAUCGUGUUGAAGAAUACCGAUAAUAUAAAAAAUAUUUGGACUACGUUAACAAGUAAAUCAUACCAGCAUAAGGACAACUCUUAUAUUAUGAAUGCUGUACCCAAACAUUCAAAGGAAAUAGAUGGGAUAGAGCUAAUAAACACAAACGACUUUAAAAAAAUACCUGAAAAGGAAUUGUGUGAUGAAAAAAUAAGUGUACAUCACAAUGAAGAAAUAACAUUAAAGGUUUCUAAAGGCAAUUUAUCGAAAACGUAUAUACCUAAUACAACAACCUCUAAAUCUGUUGACAAUGUAAGCCUCGGAACUGAUUGGAGUGAUUGUAUUAGUACAAAGACUAAGUCUCAAAGAGCAACUGAUAUUAGUGCUAUGAUAUCCGACUCACUUUAUCACCCUAUUCAUAAUCUAAUGAACUGUAAUACAACGGAAAGUAAAGAAAAAUAUGAUCCAAAUAAUUUGUCCAGACCCUUAUCCUCGAAAUGCGAUUGCAACGUGGUUCCUAUGUGUCACGUGAAAAUGUUAGUGGAAAACAUUGAAAAGAAACUAAUGCACUCAAAGUGCACAUGUGACUCUUUGUGUGCUAAAGUAUGUCCAGAACAUUCAAAAAGAAACAUUUAAAAGUUAAACUACGCGAUAUAACGAGUAAACAUCGUAUAUGUAUUUGGUAAACCAUUUCUUUUUUCUGUAUAAAUAUUUCAAAUAUUUUGCGAGUAAAUUGUUUUUCAGCAAG